Molecule: messenger RNA, 1578 nt
Organism: Capronia coronata CBS 617.96
Lineage: Eukaryota; Fungi; Ascomycota; Eurotiomycetes; Chaetothyriales; Herpotrichiellaceae
Product: GTP cyclohydrolase II
Exons: 1
Coding region: 1-1578 (525 amino acids)
Biological process (GO): riboflavin biosynthetic process
Molecular function (GO): GTP cyclohydrolase II activity
Source: RefSeq, a predicted model, not a curated record
AUGGCCACUACUCAGCCUUCCGGUGGCGUCAGCACUGAGCUCGUCUUGUCCGAGAUCCUGACCACUCUGAAGAAGCUGCAAGCCGACCACUCCCAGUUGGCGGCCAGUGUGGAAUCUCUUCAGAGUAGACUUGAAGUCUCCAACUCACUCAACCAGUUACGCAUCGGGCACAACGUCAAACAAUCCGACGGCGUCAAGGACUCGCCGAGCUUAGAUCCUGUCCAGCUUGCGAAGUCGGCAAACGGGACUAUCUCGCCUCCUCCAGAUUCAGCUCCCCUUGCAACAAAAGCACCGCCGUCGCCCAAUACCAAGAGAUCUUCCACCACCUCGCGAAUCAUCCUCACCACUUACCCGGGCCAGUCAGGAAUCGACCCUAUCCCGCUUGAAUGGGGCGAGUCGGAUCCGCUCAAGCGCGGUCCCGUCGUGGUCAGCAGACACCAGCAUACCAUCCGGAGACGGAAUGCCAUCGGUGCUCAUGGAGGCUCGUACUCGAUCUACCAUGCUCUCGCCGUGGCCAGCCACAACCUGAACCUCGAGCACAUGCCCGACUUCACCAACACGGAGCCCGCCGCGUUGAUUGGACCGUUCCCGGCCUGGGGCGACAAGAAGAAGAUUGUGGCCAUGGAUCCGUUCGGCCACCUGGAACCCUGGCUGUUCAAGGACUACAUCCAGACCCAGGACAUCGACAUCCGGCCGACCAUCGCGGUGACCAAGGCGCAUAUGAAAAUCCCCGAGCUCGAGCAGAGCGUGAAGGCCGGCCGACUCGUGCCGGACGGCAAGAUCUGUCUGAACGAGACCGGCGAGCUGAGCGUGACUAAGUUUGCCGUCGAACCCGUCUGGUAUCUCCCCGGCGUGGCCGAACGGUUCGGGAUCGACGAGAGUUCCCUACGCCGAGCCCUCUUCGAGCACACCGGCGGAUCGUACCCCGAACUCGUGACGCGGCCCGAUAUCAAGGUCUUCCUGCCCCCCAUUGGCGGGCUGACGGUCUACUGCUUCGGCGACCCGGCGAAAAUGUCGGACCCCAACGCCUCACUGGCCCUUCGUGUCCACGAUGAAUGCAACGGCAGCGACGUCUUUGGGUCUGAUAUCUGUACGUGCCGGCCCUACCUGAUCUUCGGCAUCGAAGAGGCCGUCAAGGAAGCCCAGAAGGGCGGCAGCGGCGUCGUCAUCUAUUUCCGCAAGGAAGGCCGCGCCCUCGGCGAAGUCACAAAGUACCUCGUGUACAAUGCGCGCAAGCGCGGCGUGGACCGCGCCAGCGAGUACUUCAAGCGCACCGAGAAUAUCGCAGGUGUCAAGGACAUGCGCUUCCAGGCCCUCAUGCCGGACAUCCUGCACUGGCUGGGCAUCACCAAGAUCGACCGCAUGCUGAGCAUGUCUAACAUGAAGCACGACGCCAUUGUCGAGCAGGGCAUCCCUAUCAUCGAGCGUGUGCCGAUCCCGGAUGAAAUGAUUCCCGCGGACUCGAGGGUCGAGAUUGAUGCAAAGAUCCAUGCUGGCUACUUCACCACCGGCAAGGUCAUGACCAUGGAGGAAUUGAAUGCCGUGCAGGGCAGGAGUUGGGAUGACAUUGAGCACUAA